AUGGUUGUGGGUGAAAACAAUACACUGAUGAAACACUGGGGACUGUUUUGUGAUAGCGAAAAGGAUGAUCGUAUUGAAAAAGAUGACGAGGCCAGUUCCGCUGAAGAUUGGAGUGCAAAUGAAAAGGAUUAUGACAGUGAUGGUAUUGAAAAUAUGGAGCGUGAUGUUGUAUAUCCGAGCUACGAUCCAACAAUUAAUUGGAGAUUGACCAAACCUAUUCUAGGAAUGAAAUUUGAGAGUCCUAAACAACUAAAGGAGAGUUUAAUUGACUAUGGAGUAUCAAAUAGUUAUCAAUUAGAGUUUACAGUCAACGACUAUCGUAGGUUACUGGUGGUAUGUGGGGAAGAAAAAACUGAAGAUGAAGAGGAUCAUGAAGGAAAAAAGAAGAAAAUUGCAAAACGGUAUUUCAAACAAAUAGUUGAAAAUCCGGAAAUUAGCUUAAGGCAAAUGCAGACCGACAUCAUGAGAAAAUUUGAAUGCAAAGUGAGUAUUGGUCAAUGUAGUAGAGCAAAAAAAAAGAUUUUGGAUGAUUAUGAAGGUGGUUUAAAAGAACAUUAUGCUAGACUUUCGGAUUAUAAAGCCGAGAUAUUAGAGACCAAUCCAGGGAGUACUGUGAAGAUGGCUGUGAAUGAAAUGGAGAAUGGAGAAGUUUACUUCAGUAGUUAUUAUAUUUGUUUUAAGGGUGUCAAAGAUGGAUGGAUAAAUGGAUGCAGAAAAGUUCUUGGUUUAGAUGGGUGCUUUCUAAAGAAUAGUGGCCAACUACUAACGGCUAUGGGAAGAGAUGCCAAUAACCAUAUUUUUCCUUUGGCAUGGGCUGCUGUGUCUGUUGAGAAUAAGGAAAACUGGAAAUGGUUUCUUAAUCUAAUGAGAUAUGACAUUGAAAUGGAAAGUGGACUUGGACUAACUCUCAUUUCAGAUCAACACAAGGGAAUUAUAGAAGCCGUAAAGGAUGUGUUUCCUUAUGCUGAGCAUAGACAAUGUGUAAGGUUUUGGAAGGUAGUUCCAGGUGAUAACACCGUAUUUGAAGUUAGAAGUGAAAAAUAUGCGUGCGUGGUGAACCUUGAUGAAAAAACUUGUAGUUGUAGAUUAUGUCAGUUGUCAGGCAUACCUUGUGUUCAUAUAGUGGCAACGUUGUCCUUCGUUAACAAGGACCCAGAAACUUUUGUUAGUUCUUGGCUUAAAAAGGACAUGUUCAGAGUAGCAUACAAAUAUCCGAUCAAACCACUAAGAGGAAGUACAUUUUGGCCCAAAACUGAUGAUAUAAAACCGUUACCUCCAAAUGAGAGACGAAUGCCGGGUAGACCAGCAGUAAAGAGGAAAAGAAGCACUGAUGAGAAAGAGAAAAAGAACCCGAAGGUUGGAAUUGGAAGAAAAAUGUCUUGUCAAAAUUGUUAUGAAAUGGGGCAUAAUGUUAGGUCUUGCAAAAACGAGAAAAAAGACCCCCCACCAAAGGUGAAAAGGCCAAAAGGUAGACCUAAAAAGCGUGGUGCAACGAAGAAAGUCUAA
Helianthus annuus (common sunflower) is the source of this 1506-nucleotide messenger RNA. RefSeq lists its product as uncharacterized. Lineage: Eukaryota; Viridiplantae; Streptophyta; Magnoliopsida; Asterales; Asteraceae. The coding region runs from base 1 to 1506 and encodes 501 amino acids. Gene Ontology annotation, molecular function: zinc ion binding; copper ion binding; DNA binding. The transcript is spliced from 5 exons. Gene Ontology annotation, biological process: regulation of DNA-templated transcription. The record is from RefSeq and is a predicted model, not a curated record.